This is a messenger RNA of Neospora caninum, 2100 nucleotides long. RefSeq names its product putative regulator of chromosome condensation domain-containing protein. The transcript has 8 exons. Lineage: Eukaryota; Apicomplexa; Conoidasida; Eucoccidiorida; Sarcocystidae. The record is from RefSeq and is a predicted model, not a curated record. Bases 1 to 2100 code for a protein of 699 amino acids.
AUGGCCGAUCAAUAUGCGGUCUUCUUCCUCGGCGUCGCAGGCGUGGUUAAGGACAUUCCUUUCCGGGACACGCGCACGCUGAUUUUCAUCUACGGCAAGCCUCUGAUCGCCCACCAGGAUCCUCUGGAAACGGCGCUGCGCGCCUCUGCCGAGGGCGCUUCGUCGCCGGUGGAUGUCUCCGCGCCCGCGGGGCGUGACGCGUCGCUCUCCUACCGGCACAGCGGCGCUGGGGCUUUCGCCGGCAACCCUCUGAACUUUUACUUCCCCGGCGGCUCCGGCCCUGGAGGGGAGCGCCCGAGCGCGGCGCCUUCCGGAGUGCCUGGUCCCUUUUCGCGGCUACCCGCGCCCGUUCACUCCUCGGGCAAGGCCGCCGACGCCGCACUCCUGCAACCGGUCGUCGUGAGCUCCCUCGCGUACGUGCGCAUCGUCGACGUCUGCGUCGGGGAACAGCAUGCGCUCUUCCUCGCAGACUCGGGCGAUGUGUACGCGUACGGCGAAGGGGUGUAUGGACAGCUCGGCCUCGGCUACGAGCGCCAGAUUGUUAACCACCCGCAGAAAGUCGAGGGCAGCCUUAGCCAGCUCGCCGUCCAGCAAAUCGCAUGCGGAGACUACCACUCUGUAGCCCUGACCACAGAGGGCCUCGUCUUCGCCUGGGGCGCGGCGGACUGCGUCGGCGACGGCAGCGGCCUGUGUCGCUUCUCGCCGGUGCGCAUCCGCCUGCCACUCCCUCUCGGCUGCGGUCACUUUCCCGUCGAUGCGUGCCGAGUCAUCGCCGCCCGUUUUCAGCAGACGAUGGCUGUCACGGAGGCUGGGCAUCUCCUCGUCUGGGGGGACACCUUCUUUGCGAACUUCCACGCAACCCCUGAGGUGCUUUGCCUCUUCCCCAUCCCCGUUGUGCAGAUCGCCAUCGGCAAACACUUUGGCCUCGCUCUAACUGACGAUGGCCAGGUAUACGGCUGGGGCGACGGCACGUACGGCGAGCUAACUGCUGCGUGUCCUAUGGCGCCGAUGACGCUGCCGGAGCCACUCAAUUUGAAGGAUUCGACUGGGCAGAGUCUGCCGCCGGUUGUGGCGAUUGCGACGGGGACGCGCCACGCAAUUCUGCUCACUCACGACAUGCGGCUCUGGGCCCUCGGAGACAACCUCGCGGGUCAAUGCGGGGUGCCCGGGCACCAAACGCGCCUCAGCGUUCCCAAGAUGGUGAAACUCGGAGAGUUGCGAUCGCGAGCUAGCAAAAUCGCAUGCGGGUACCGCCACUCUGCAUGCAUCACACCUAACAACCAACUGUAUCUGUGGGGUCAUUCCUCGAACCACAAGCUGAUCUUCACUGCAGCCGCCGAGGGCAUCUGCGAGAAAGCGUCCCAGCCAGGCGUUGCCAUUCGAUCCGGCCUCAAGAGUGCAUGCUGCCGGGCUCGCCUGAUCUACUCCAUGUUGAACUUGAAGAUUACGGGGGCUGCGUUGGGAAGCGAAACGACGGUCAUUGUGACUGGGGACGGAGACGCCGGGCGGCAGAGCCCGCCGGCUCCUGGCGCGUCUGCGAGGCGUGCAGGAGACAUGUCCUCUCGGCGCUCAAAGAAAGACAGUGAGGAGCAAAUCGAGGCCCGAGUCAUCACUGCAGCUGAUCUCUCGCUGACGCCUCCCCCCCAAUCUCCGGAGCGAACAACCUCCGGUGCUGGGAGUGGAGACCGUGAGGAGAGCAAUCCGUGCUCUAGUUCCGAGCGGAUGCAGAAAGGAGACACUUUGACCUCGGUUGCCUCGUCUCUCUCUCGCGCUGUGUGGAGAAGGAAUCGCAACUCGAAGGCGUCGGGAUCCCAAGGGGGCGAACAAAGCGGAGGCGCGACUGAAGAGAAAGAGGCGAAGGAAGAGACAGGAAACGCUAGGCGCGAAGCUGAAGAAGAGGCAGAGCGCGGGGCGGGUCGCAGCGAGCCGGAGGCCGGAGAAGCGAACAUGCGAGAAGGCGCCGAACCACCCAGAGAAUCCUCGGGAGACCCAGAAGAAAGAGGAAAAGGAGAGGAAACCCCCGCUGGACCUGAAGAGGUGCGCGCGUCGAGGAGUGCCGGAAAGGAAGCAUCGAAGGCAACAGAGAGCGGCGACCGAUGA